GAACAACUAAAUGUCAAAUCAAAUAAACAGAGAAGAUAAAAGAUUUUUUUACGCUCAUUAUUGCAUAUUCAAUAAAAGUCGCUAAAAUAUUUCCAAAGGAAAGGUUUUCGUAAAUUUUAGAAUAUUAUAAAAUACAAGCAUCGUAUUCUUGUUAUUGGUUGAUUAAAUAAAAAACUAACAUAAUGUCCACUCUGAGUGAAGAACUAGUGGAGCGUGUCGUUGAGGUAACGGGUGCCAGUGCAGAAGAGGCUAAGCAUUUAUUGAGUGCCUGCAAUAGCGACGUGGAGUCAGCUGUUGCCUUAUAUUUUGAGCAGGGCGGCGGAGCUCCUGAUGCAGCUGUUGCGGCCGUAGUAGAUGAUGAAGACAAUGUUCGUGCGCCCAUCGCACCGAGACGAGAGCAAUUAAUUGGACCUGAAGAUGACAAUUUUUUAACUGCACCUUCUUUGCCCAAUUCGGGACGUAUGCAACGUAUUAAUCAGCGUGUUAAAAUAUGUCCAUUUCGUGAUUUUGCACGUGAAGGUGCGCUAAUGGAGGAACAAUUGCAAGCAGACACUUCUGGUGCAGCAACAUCAUCAAAUGGUAUCCAGAGUCGACGUUGGGGCAGCGCUAGAGCUGCCUCCAUGGUAACAGCGGUUUCAAAAGGGUCGUCAGCGAGCUCCAAGCCUGCAACUACUUCACGCUUGGGUGAUCUUUUCCGUCCACCAACCGAUAUAUCAUUCACUGGUACUUUUCAAGCAGCACGUGCACGGGCCACUGCACUUAGCAACUGGCUCUUGGUUAAUGUUCAAGAUGACAACUUCAAUUCACAAGUACUAAAUCGUGAUGUCUGGGCCAAUAAAGAAGUGCGGCAAGUUAUUAAAAGGAAAUUCUUAUUGUGGCAAAUUGAUACGGAUACCCCGGAGGGUCGUCGAUUUGUAACAUUUUAUCAUUGUGCUAAUUUGCCCUACGUUUGUGUGGUCGAUCCACGCACUGGCGAGGAAAUGUGGAAGUGCAUAGAUCCCAAAGAGUCAAAUGUGCUUAGUGGCUUGCGUGAUUUCAUAAGUGAACAUAAAGAAUUUUCUGACGAUGGCGCAGACGAUAGCCCAUCAACUUCUAAGCGCACUAUAACUGUAUCAGAUGAUGAACAGGAAGUCGAAGGAGCAGCAGAAAAGAAAAAGCGCUUACGAUUGCUCGAUCUAACAGAAGAGGAACAAAUAAAUUUAGCCAUAAAAAAUUCUAUGCAAGAAAGUGGCUGUACGAAUGGUAAACGCAAAAGUGCUAGUAAUAUUGGGGAUGAUGAUGAUGGAGAUGAUAGUAGUGAACUAGAGUCAUUGGAAGAAUUUGGAGAUGAUGAUAGCAAAAGUGCUUAUGAAAAAACGAAGAUUUCCUAUGAAGAUCAACUUGGAAAAGCUACUAAUGAACUGACAGCACUUCGAUUACGUUUACUCAAUGCGGAGGGCAAUGAUGAAGUUGUACAGUUGCGUUGGCCCUCAGAUACACUGCUGAAAGUGCUUAGGCUUUAUAUUGGCGAAAAGCAUACCCAUGUUACAAAAAAUGGUGGCACAUACAAAUUAAUCUGUGCUUUUCCGCGUAAAACACUUGAAGCAGAACAUGAUGGCUCGUCUAUAAAGGAAUUGGGCUUGCAUCCUUCGGCGAAUUUGCAUAUAACAUUGGAUGAGUGAUGGCUUGGAUAAUAUAACAAACUAAUAAGCAUUAUAAUUAUUAUUAAAUAUAAUUAAAUUUAAUUCAAAAAUAAAAACAUACAAACAUACAUAAAAAUAUAAUUAAGAUACACCAUCAUAAAUAUAGCGAAUAUGUAUGUGUUUGUUUUUUAAAGGAUUCUCUUUUUGUGCUUUUCACAAUUUUAGCUUUUGGUAUCAGUUUGUGAUGCUCCAUUUAUUUUCAAUCAAAUAUUUAUGUGUUUGUUAAGAUAUUCGUAAAGGAUUACAGUAAAGAUUUUAACAUGAACAAGUCCCCUAACAUGCACCUAAAAGUGUAAAAGUUAAUAAAAUAUAAAACGGAAAAUAUUUACAAAUAAAACUAAAUUUAAU
Molecule: messenger RNA, 2030 nt
Organism: Ceratitis capitata (Mediterranean fruit fly)
Lineage: Eukaryota; Metazoa; Arthropoda; Insecta; Diptera; Tephritidae
Product: UBX domain-containing protein 7
Exons: 2
Coding region: 183-1661 (492 amino acids)
Biological process (GO): proteasome-mediated ubiquitin-dependent protein catabolic process
Cellular component (GO): nucleus
Molecular function (GO): ubiquitin binding
Source: RefSeq, a predicted model, not a curated record